Molecule: messenger RNA, 1760 nt
Organism: Camellia sinensis
Lineage: Eukaryota; Viridiplantae; Streptophyta; Magnoliopsida; Ericales; Theaceae
Gene: DGD2
Product: digalactosyl diacylglycerol deficient 2
Biological process (GO): galactolipid biosynthetic process
Cellular component (GO): chloroplast outer membrane
Molecular function (GO): digalactosyldiacylglycerol synthase activity
Source: RefSeq, a predicted model, not a curated record
CAACAGGUAAAACUCAUUGAUUCUUUGCGUGUAAUUUUCGAUACAGAGUCGUUGAUUUUUGAGUUUUUCUGGUCCAAUUCAAUGAGAUUGAAUUGAACUUUGAUCUAAUGGAGAAGAAACAACAAAUUUCGAUAUUCACAACCGCAAGUCUGCCAUGGAUGACCGGAACAGCUAUAAACCCUUUGUUCCGGGCGGCUUAUCUAGCAAGUCAUGAUGAGGAGAGGAAGGUGACUCUGGUGCUUCCAUGGUUGUCUUUGCAAGAUCAAGAACAUGUUUAUCCUGACAAUAUCACAUUCAAUUUGCCUUCGGAGCAAGAGAUAUAUGUGCGUCGGUGGCUAGAGGAACGGACUGGAUUUCCAUCUACUCCUUUCAACAUUCGAUUUUAUCCAGGAAAGUUUUCAACAGACAAAAGGAGUAUUCUUGCUGUUGGGGAUAUCACAGAAAUUAUCCCUGAUGAAGAGGCAGAUGUUGCUGUCCUCGAGGAACCUGAACAUCUUACAUGGUAUCACCAUGGCAAAAGAUGGAAAACAAAAUUCCGCCUGGUUGUAGGAGUUGUUCACACCAAUUAUUUGGAAUAUGUGAAGAGAGAAAAGAAUGGACGAUUGCAGGCAUUUUUUCUGAAGCACAUCAACAGUUGGGUUGUUACCAUAUAUUGCCACAAGGUGAUUCGUUUAUCUGCUGCUACCCAAGAUCUUCCAAGAUCUAUUAUUUGUAAUGUUCAUGGAGUCAAUCCCAGGUUCAUUGAGAUUGGAAAGAAAAAGAAUGAACAACAGCAGAAUGGAAACCAAGCCUACACAAAAGGUGCCUAUUACAUUGGCAAGAUGAUAUGGAGUAAAGGCUACAAGGAGCUACUUAAUCUUCUUCAUGAUCAUCAGAAGGAUCUGACUGGGCUUGAGGUUGAUCUAUAUGGGAAUGGGGAGGACUCUGCUGGAGUUAAGGAUGCUGCAAGUAAAUUGGAAUUAACAGUUAGGGUUCAUCCUGGCUGUGACCAUGCCGACCCUUUAUUUCAUGACUAUAAAGUGUUCCUAAAUCCAAGCACCACAGAUGUGGUAUGCACUACCUCAGCAGAAGCAUUGGCAAUGGGCAAACUAGUGGUAUGCGCGAAUCAUCCUUCAAAUGAAUUCUUCAAGCAGUUCCCAAAUUGCCGAACAUAUGACAAUGGAAAGGAGUUUGUUGAAGCUACGCGCAAGGCAUUGACCGAGGAGCCUGCCCCUUUGACCGAUACACAAAGACAUGAGCUUUCAUGGGAGGCCGCAACAGAGAGGUUUAUAAAAGCUGCUGAGUUGGACCAGGCACCACCAACUGCUGAGCUGGACCAGGCACCUCCAAAGCGAGUGCUGAAUAAGAUCCCUUCAAAGCUUUUUGCGUCAGCAUCUAUGAAUUUGAGGAGCAACAUGGAAGAUGCAUCGGCGUAUGUGCAUUAUGUUGGAACUGGGUUUGUGGGUUCGCAACCAGACGAAGAUCAAUGCAAGCAGCUAGGUUUGGCGGUCCCUUCGCGGAGACGCAUAUCUCGACGAUGAUUGUAUUGAUGCUCAUUUUGUUAGAUCAAUCUCAGGACACUUUGAUGAAUGGCCUACCAAAAUGCUGCCACUGGUGGAUUGGGUUUCUUUUGUUCACUUCUGUGGUGUAGUCUAAAAUUGGAAAUUAUACAACGAGGGUAGGGACUCUUUGACUUUUUUAUGUAUAUUUUUAUUCAAAAUUAAAUAGAUAUUAUAUGGAUAAAUUUUAUUUCCACAAACACGUUACGUGUUUUUUACCUA